AAACCAAUGAACAAAUGUAUAUUUCAAUCGAUUAACGUAACCUGCUAAGCGCUUUAAGUAAUACCGAGACAGGUUUAUCAUGUUUUAAUUAAAAAUGUCAUAGCCUUCUGCGAGUAAGGACAGUGCACUAAAUGUAAAACGCAUUUUAUCACUGUCAGUUGUUAAAUAGUUACGAAGUGGAUUAAUUUUGGCUGCGGACAUCGAAGGAAUGAAGCCUCGUGCCACCAUGAUCACGACGCCGUCUAAGGCGUAUAGUAUGCCGACGAGGAAGCAUCGGGCCAAGACAGAGAGCUCUUUAACAGUCCAGAGACAUCCAUGGGAGGGCCGGAAGGCGCUGAGCGAGGAGUACGAGGGCGAGCUGUCGGGCAGGGAGGGUUGGUGGCGGACAUACAUCCGGGAGACACCUAUUCCCGGAUCGUACGAACUGGAGGCCCAAAACUGGUAUUACGAGCUGGAGCGGCGCCCCAACACAUACCGCUUCAAGUCAGACGGGAGGCGAAUCGACCCCCAUCCCCACGGCAAGGGCGCUAUGCUCCUUCCCGGGGCAUACGAGCACAAAGACUUCCUUACCAGGUUGGAGCGGGACCCGGCUACGUACGGCUUUAAGACAGCGGAGCGGGACAAGUUUGAUGUGCUCAACUUCGGCCGCAAGGACAAAGAUGUGAAUGUUGCGCCUAACAUGUACGGCGUAGAAAAAUUCCUGACGCUUACCGUAGAUAAACAACCAUCAAAACACAGCGUGUUCAAGUCGCAGUCGAAAAGGUUUCCUACUGAACAGUUCAAACCGCGGGAUGGCCCUGCACCUGGGAAUUAUGAGUACCAACCUGAGCUCCCACCAAAAGUUUCCUCGUGCUUUAAGUCGAAAACACCUCGCUUCUCCAGCUCACACACGCGAGUGCCGGGUCCGGGCUCCUAUGAGAAGACAUUCCAGACCGCACAGAAUGGGGUUCUCCAGAAAAUGGGGCGCCAGCACGGACUGUUCUUCUCAAGCGCCUUCCAGGUCUGAUCUCCAGGAAGCUCAAAACUCUGGGCCGCUACAUGCCAGUGAUUUCCAUAUUGAGAACCUGCCAUGAUGCGGGCGCCGAUUCAUGAAUUAUAGUAUAGUAAAAAAAAUACCACAACGUGUUAUCGUGUUGAUAAAAGAGUUCACAGUAUUAUUUUGUUGUAUGAAAUCGUAAUAUUUAAUUAUUAUGAAGAAGCGUCUUUUAAUGUAUUUUUGUGUACAUAUUUUUUACAUAAUUUUUGUGUGUGAAAUUGGAAAACAUUAUCGGAGUUAUGUGUUUCUUGGAUGAAAUGAGUAAAUUUUCAAAAACAUUUUCAUCAGGUUAAAUGAUUUUUUUAUCACUGUGAUAUGCAAAUAAACAUGUAUUUUAAAUGAUUUUAUAAUUAUUUAUGUGUGUAAAUAAUUAAAUUAUUUAAUUGGAAACAAUCAUUGCUAAAUUGCUAUCAUUGCAGCAAGUCGUACGUUUACUUCUCAUUUUGUUUUGUUUUUAUGAUAAAGAUUUGUUUGAAUGAUGAAGUUCUUUCUUACAUUUGUAUUUCGUAGGGGUAAAAUUUCCACUUGAUUUCAUGAAAAGCAUUCUUAAAACCGUUUUGCAUCUAAACGGAAACUGACUUCAUGUAUGUGUUGCAAAAUUACGUGUGACGUCUGUUUUAAGGAAAGUAAAUUUCGUUCAACGUAUAGUGUUCUUUGUUCUACGGACUUAAAAUGAUCAGAUAUACAUAUUUUGUUUUAAUUAUUUCCUGAAGUUCUGCAAUGCUACAGCGCGGGAUAUUUCUAUAAUUGCUUGUUUGUUAAAUUCAGCUCGUCAUCAACGCGUGUAAAAAAAGGUAAAAACAUAUCAUCGGGAAAAAAGAAUCUUUUAUCAAACUCGUCCAGAGAAAAUCUACCUUAGUUCGCUUACUUACUUAGAUCCAGAACUCGUUAUAUAAAGUAAUGUUUUAAAUGACGCCUGUUUUGACAGUAUUACAUAACAAAACUCGGUAUCCUUCAUAAGAACCAUUGUUUCGACAUGUAUUCAUCCUAUUACAACGUAAUAUUAUGUAACGUGACCUUCAUAGAUUCACCGAGGUGAAUAGACAUCGUUUCAAGCUGCGCGAGGAAUCUCAAUCUGUUCAGAUCGUAACCAUAGUAAAUUACAAUAUAUUCCAUGUCUUCAUAACAUAAAGAUGCGCACACACUUUGACACAAAUUGAUUGCUUCAAUAUCGAUAAACGAUAAACGUGUGGUUAAUAGCACAAACCCCGUCACAGUCGUUUCCAUGGAGCUAAUGACUUCAAAUGGAUUAAACAUGUUAAGAAUAUCUUCUUCAAAUGUGGUCUUAUCAAUGUUUGGCAAAGCCACGAAUUCCCCCC
Messenger RNA from Mya arenaria, 2355 nucleotides. RefSeq names its product protein STPG4-like. Gene Ontology annotation, biological process: epigenetic programing of male pronucleus. Gene Ontology annotation, cellular component: male pronucleus; germinal vesicle; female pronucleus. Bases 209 to 1006 code for a protein of 265 amino acids. Lineage: Eukaryota; Metazoa; Mollusca; Bivalvia; Myida; Myidae. Gene Ontology annotation, molecular function: histone binding; chromatin binding. The record is from RefSeq and is a predicted model, not a curated record. The transcript has 8 exons.